Umbelopsis ramanniana AG is the source of this 828-nucleotide messenger RNA. RefSeq lists its product as uncharacterized. NCBI's taxonomy places the organism in Eukaryota, Fungi, Mucoromycota, Umbelopsidomycetes, Umbelopsidales, Umbelopsidaceae. Bases 1 to 828 code for a protein of 275 amino acids. Gene Ontology annotation, biological process: tRNA dihydrouridine synthesis. The record is from RefSeq and is a predicted model, not a curated record. The transcript has 3 exons. Gene Ontology annotation, molecular function: flavin adenine dinucleotide binding; tRNA dihydrouridine synthase activity.
AUGAGCCGGCUGGCGAGGCCAAUUAGCGUCGCUCCAAUGAUAGACGUGACCAAUCCCCACUUCCUGCAAAUGCUUCGGAUUAUAUCACCUAGGUACUCCUUAUAUACCGAAAUGAUACACUCUAAUGCUAUCAUAAACCAUCGAGAAGACAUAUCAAGGUUUGCUGGCGUUGCACAUGAAGAUACGGUAGUCCAAUUAGGCGGCUGCGACCCAGGCAACAUGGCUCUUGCAGCCAAAAUUGUGCAAGACCAUGGCUUUAAGGAGGUGAACAUUAACGUCGGUUGUCCAAGUGAUAGAGUCCAGCAUGGUAACUUUGGAGCUGUGCUGAUGAAGACUCCUCAUGUUGUGGCAAAUAUUCUAAACGAAAUGGAAAAGACAUCGGUUCAGAUCCCUGUUACCAUCAAAUGUCGAACCGGAGUGGAUGAUCUGGAUUCGAUAGAAUUUUUACACAACUUUGUGAUACAACUAUCCUGUUCAAGACCUCCUCCUCACAUUAUUAUUCAUGCCCGAAAAUGCCAUUUGCGAGGUUUGUCCCCUCGGCAAAAUCGGAAUAUACCCCCUUUAGACUAUAAUAGAGUUUGGCAAACUGCCAAAAAAUAUCCACAAGCUGUAUUUUCUAUCAAUGGUGGAUUCAGAACGACAGAAGCAGUGAUAGAAGCUAUGUCAAAAAUACACGGUUGUAUGGUCGGACGUGAAGGUACGUGCAGCUACCACUUGAAUCUAGUAUUCCACUUUCCUGAUGCUAAUACUAUUCUCUCUCCAGUGAUGGACAACCCGAUGUUCCUUCAACAACUCGACAGAGGUCAGCUGUUUUCCAUCGAUGUUUAA